Molecule: messenger RNA, 1258 nt
Organism: Amoebophrya sp. A25
Lineage: Eukaryota; Dinophyceae; Syndiniales; Amoebophryaceae
Source: the annotation of a GenBank genome assembly
GCCGUCGGGAGUCCACGAGGGAUGCCGCAAACUCCGAGAGGAACGUCUCAAACUCCGAGGAGAGGUGUUUCAACGUCGAGAGAGCGGCAAGAGCAAUCUUCGGGACAACUGCCAUCUCAAAGAGCUGCUCAUCUACCAGAUGAACAACGAGAAGAUUCCGCGAAGACUGCUGACACGUCGCCUUCUGGUAAAGGUACUUCUGAUGCGCAGUCUAUUACAAGAACUACAGUUAUGACGACGUCGUCUGAUGCCCCUUCAUCUUCACCUUUGGUUAGAAGAAGACUUCGAACCCCAAGGAGGCCAGUAGAUACGAUUGAUAUCCGACCACCCGAGCCAUGGGAUAAGCGGAAGUUAGCAGGCGUGUCUCCAAAGAGCGCUUCUGAUUAUGGCCCUCGUCAUGAUGAAUUUAAUACCAGUACUAGAAGUAGCUAGAUUUUGUGUUCCCUUUCUCGUAGCAAAACCUUAGACUUGAUGUUCCCUUUAUGUUUAUGAUGAUCAAUUUGUUCUUAAAGAGUCUGAUGACUGACGAUUUAAUGUGCUGAGUUACAGGAGCUUGAUAGAAGAGUUCUAGAAACAUCGACUCUCUGUUUCUAACUCAAGCGUCGCGUGCUACGGGAGCAGGAGCUGGAUAAGGCGAGGGAGGCAGCAGCUUUUACACGUAAAGUCGCUGCCUCUAAGUUAGAGAACGACUCCGCGAAUCCUAGGGUCGAGAAACCCCAAACUCCACGGCGCAUGUUGGUUGUAGCAGGCUUAGAAUGGGACCCGCAACGGCCCGAUGCAGAGGGCGUGAUAAAGCUGGAAAUGGUGCCACAGCCACCUAAAGAACCGAAACCAGCUGCGACGAAAGCUGCGAAUACGUGAAUGUUUCGUCGGAGCGGGAGAUGUAUGGGUGAAGAAUCGAUCCGAACGGAUGGAAAGAUCGAAGUACCCUUGCUGUCUGUGUAGGGUAGGUAGAGCUUGUGGUUCAUGAUGUCGUCGGUUGAUGUCUUUAGUUUGAGAUGUUCUAGUCUUUGCGAAGAACCAUCCAAAAUUCGAUCAAUAGAUUAUAUAUAAGAGAUAUUGACAGUAGUUCUACAACGACUCCUUGCAUGUAUAGCUAUAGAUUUAUUCUCAUCGGUAAAAAAGGAUUAUGAAUGUUGCUGAGCAUUGCACUUGCGCGAGAGCUUUCUUUCUAAAGCAUUGGUUUGAACUGAAUGCACAAUUAUUGAAGCAGUAGACGUGAAGAUAGAGCUAAAGAACAAACACCUCCUGGAAGCAG